AUGUCAUUUAUCUUUCCAAAUAGUAGUGUUGCCUAUACCUUUAUACUCUUUUCACUAGUGUUAGCACUCGUCUAUUUCGGAUUACGAUUGGUUAAUUAUACCUAUGUAUUCAACUCGAUCGUUGCAAAUAAUACUCCAACUACUCCAUCAUCUGUAUAUAUUCAAGGCAGACAACAACAAGAGUCAAUCAUAUCAACACCACCACCAAUGCAAUUAUCAUCGCCCAAUGAUAACAAUGGAUUCUUCAAUAAUGACAAUAGAGUAAUUAUAUUCUUUAAAUCAUUGUCGUCGAGUAGUAGGAGUAAUGUACGUUCAUUCCAUCAUCGUUUGGCAUCGGUAGUAUUUGUGGUUUUACUCUUUAUGGCUACUACUGGAGCUUCGUAUCGGUUCUUGAGAAAUGUGGUUGGUAUGGAAAAGUCACAGGUUAAAUGGAUCAUCAAACUUCAUAGUAUGAAGUUUCUACCGGCUUGGUUAAGCUUUAUUUGGGUGUCAUUGGUGUUUUCAGUACUGGCAAUAUUAUUCUACAGUGGAGUAAGGUUAAUCAUCAAGACUAGAAGAAGAUCUUCACCAUGUACUCCAUCAAGAAAUGCUUCAUCUAAUAUUUCUCGUCGUCGUCUUCGUAAUAAUAAUAAUAAUAAUGGUGAAAGUAAUCAAGGUACACCUAUAAUGUCUGGUGACGAUGUAAUUUCAAAUGUUCAAUCAAAUACAUUUGUUUUUGUUGACACUAAUAAUAUUAAUAAUAAUAAUAAUAAUAAUAAUAACAACCAAAUAUCGAUUGAUGAUAAUAUUUGA
Molecule: messenger RNA, 792 nt
Organism: Cavenderia fasciculata
Lineage: Eukaryota; Evosea; Eumycetozoa; Acytosteliales; Cavenderiaceae
Exons: 1
Coding region: 1-792 (263 amino acids)
Source: RefSeq, a predicted model, not a curated record